GAUCCAGGAUGAUGUCCUUUUCCAACUGAACAAAUCCUGAAGGAAGAAAUUAAAAAAAUCGGCCAGGGUUCAUCUCACCAGAGUUUAAUAAAUAUGGAGGGUAAAAUCGGCCAACAACAGCAAUCACCGGCGCCGGAGACAACAAGUUCACCUGGGGAAGACCAAGAUAGUCAAAAGGAUCAUGUAAUGAGCGAAAUUCACUUGGGCUGUCCCCCUAAUUUCUCAAAACCAUUCAUUUCUCACUUCACAUUCUCACUUCCACCAGAUGUUGAGUACAAUGGAAGCAAAUAUAAAUAUCAAAUCAUUGAUGGUUCAAAACAGAAGGAGCAGGAAGUUAGUUUGGAUGAUGAUGGCGAUCUUGCUUUACCUAGGCGCAACAAGCAUUCGAAAGGCAAGUUUGUUGUGGCUAUUCAACAUAACAUCACCUCAUCAAUUCCAAAGGUUGGUUUGCAGGUUUGGAGAGCUGAACUAGUACUCUCCGAUCUUGUUUUGCAUAAAAUGUUCACUUCAUCUGAGUUUGAUGGGAUUGUGGCAGUAGAACUUGGUGCUGGUACAGGCUUGGUUGGGAUGCUACUUGCACGGGUUGCUAAAACAAUCUUUUUGACAGAUCAUGGGGUCGAGAUACUUGAAAAUUGUGCUAGGAAUGUUCAACUCAAUUCUGCAAUUAUACCUUCUAAAAGUUCAGUUUAUGUUCGUGAACUUGAUUGGAAGGCUUCAUGCCCCCCUAGGCGAGGCAGUACUGCAUCUUGUGAAAGUUAUACUUGGAACUUAUCAGAACUUGAAGAACUUAAGAGGGCGUCUUUGCUGGUAGCUGCUGAUGUAAUUUAUAGUGAUGAUCUCACCGAUGCACUAUUCAAUACUUUAGAGAGAUUAAUGUCACACAGUUUGAACAUGGUGUUAUAUUUGGCUCUUGAAAAGCGUUACAACUUCAGUCUUGAUGACCUUGAUGUUGUUGCAAAUGGGUACUCAUGUUUUCGAAGUUAUGUAAGGGAUGAAAAUGAGCAAAUGGAGCUUCAGAAUGGAUCUUUAUGUGCCUUUGCUGGUACACGAAUUGAUCUUACAGAGAUCCCUCAGUAUGCGAGUAAUUACGAUCGAGGACAGGAUGUAGAGCUCUGGCAAAUCAAGUAUGCAAGAGAAAGGAACUCUGUAAUUUGAACUUUAGAGCAGGAAUCAGUAUUAGAGGAUUGAACCUCUUUAGCUCACCCUUUUGCAUAGAUGGAAUAACCGGACGUCUUCAUUUCCCUUAAGUAUCUCUGCACACUUCAAUCAUGAGGAUGUAAUGCUUGUCUAAGGGAAUAAGGGGAAAGAAGAAGUGCAGUUAGGGAAGCGCUCUUUCUGCUUCGAAGAUAAAAGCCUGGGUUUUCUUUAGAUGAACAUAGGUUCGAAAUUUGAUAUUAAACAAGGCAUCAAGUGUAACUGUGAGACACAUCCGAAUAUUGUAAACCUCUUAGGCCUCUUAGAUUCUCUUCUGGCCUGGCGCCGCUUCUAAGGAUUUAAAAGCUUAUCAAUUUACAGUAAUGUAAAUUAGAGGACUUUAACUAGGGUGCUAUGCAAUGACAUAAAGCUGGACCGUACAAGUAUGUAAAUUUGAGAAUGUAUACUGUAUUUGUAACGUAUAGCAUUGGUUUGGUA
Molecule: messenger RNA, 1632 nt
Organism: Erigeron canadensis
Lineage: Eukaryota; Viridiplantae; Streptophyta; Magnoliopsida; Asterales; Asteraceae
Product: methyltransferase-like protein 22
Exons: 10
Coding region: 94-1155 (353 amino acids)
Biological process (GO): protein methylation
Cellular component (GO): nucleus
Molecular function (GO): protein methyltransferase activity
Source: RefSeq, a predicted model, not a curated record